UAUAUGAUGUUGAAAUAGAUGCAGGUUAUGAGUAUCAUAUGUGUUAAUUAGUUGGUUGAGUUGCUAGUUCUAGGUAGUGGUUCGUAGAUAGUACAUAUAUACCCCUUGAGUACAGGGCGUAGACUUCCAGCCACCUAAUAUUCCAGCAUAUGAAGUCUCUUACUGAUGUUAUUCUCACAGAAACAAGCUCAGAAAUAUCACGAUGCUGGGAAUACUCUCACUUACAACCCCGAACUAGGUGUCAGCUCCGAACAACUAGGACCUGGUGCUUAUAUAAGUCCCAUCCGUGCAGAUUGGCCUAUGUCGGAUUCCAACUGGGACUGCGCUAUUCUCGCCGACUCCACUGCCUGGAAUCUAGUCAACAAGGCAUGGGUACCCGAGACUGCGGAUGAUGGCUGUACACCGCUAUGGUAUAAUAAAGGAAAGCCGAACAGGGACGCAUACCUGAGCGGGAUAGGCGGGCCGGGAUUUACGACGUCGAAUACGGUACUGUUAAGCCAGAUCCAUCAAUUCGAAAAGCUGCAGAUAUUGAUUCCAUCAUCGUUGAUGGGAAAAAGUGGUGGCUUGAACUUAAAUGUCCAAUGCGCCGCGAAGACGAACCAACAAGGAAUCGGCGAGAUUAGCGUAUAUGGCGAUGUCGAUUGGUAUAGCUGGACCAACGUAAAAGGCACCCCACAGUAUGUCAACCCUUCAUAGUGGGAUGAUAAGAUCGAAGGCAGAGGACGACGGGAUUAUUCAAUUUCAAGAUAAUACUCUAUAAUAGAUGUAAGAAUUAUGGAAACUGAAAGUUGUUGUAGUCGUAUACUGCCGUCUCUGUGUGAUAUAGUUUGCCCCCAUAAGAUCCUAUGG
Messenger RNA from Annulohypoxylon maeteangense, 849 nucleotides. RefSeq lists its product as uncharacterized. The transcript has 2 exons. NCBI's taxonomy places the organism in Eukaryota, Fungi, Ascomycota, Sordariomycetes, Xylariales, Hypoxylaceae. The record is from RefSeq and is a predicted model, not a curated record. The coding region runs from base 166 to 696 and encodes 176 amino acids.